AUGAAGAAUGGAAAAUCUGGUGGAGAUGACGGGUUUAGCGCAGAAUUGCUGAAAUAUCUUCCUCCGUCAAGGAUUCGUGAGAUGACAAAGAUCAUUCGUUCAAUAUGGAUAGACGAAAGGAUACCUGAUUCGUGGAGACACGCUAUCAUAAUUCCCCUCACCAAGAAAUUAUCCGUCAUGGACCCUAGGAAUUAUCGAGGAAUCUCUUUGCUGCGUGUUAUGUACAAGGUAUUGGAGCGCAUUAUCCUGGACCGACUCACUAGACAUCGCGAAGAAACAAAGCGCUACAAGCAAGCUGGAUUUCCCGGGUUCGACUCUCCUCACCGAGGCCGUCUUCUCAACGCGUUCCGCGCCGAUGGAGUACCGGGAAAGUUGGUUCGCUUGCUUGAUGACAUGAUUCAACGAACAACUGCUGUUCGAACACCAGCCGGAUGUACAACACCGUUUGAGGUGGUAACUGGAGUAAGACAAGGGGCAGUGGCUGGACCCUUCUUGUUCAACUUCCCCAUCGAUGAUAUUAUGCGAGGAACAGUAGAUCAGUGUCAUGCCGAUAUCAUUCUAGCAUCAUCAGAACACCCCUUGACCGAUCUCGAGUACGCUGACGAAGUUGUUAUAUUCACGGGAAGCAGCACGAAACUUCUGCAUUUUGUCAACCUUGCAUCGAAGCUGGCUGCAGCCUAUGGACUACGUCUACGCCCUGAUGAAUGCAUGCAGAUGUGGAUUUCUUUGAGACCUCGAACGGGAAUCAGGGUGGACGGACAACCGAUCGAACUCUUCGAUGAGUUCUGCAACCUGGGCUGA
Messenger RNA from Necator americanus (New World hookworm), 801 nucleotides. RefSeq lists its product as uncharacterized. NCBI's taxonomy places the organism in Eukaryota, Metazoa, Nematoda, Chromadorea, Rhabditida, Ancylostomatidae. The record is from RefSeq and is a predicted model, not a curated record. The coding region runs from base 1 to 801 and encodes 266 amino acids. The transcript is spliced from 2 exons.